Molecule: messenger RNA, 1298 nt
Organism: Salvia hispanica
Lineage: Eukaryota; Viridiplantae; Streptophyta; Magnoliopsida; Lamiales; Lamiaceae
Product: diiron containing four-helix bundle family ferritin protein, putative (Protein of unknown function DUF455)
Source: RefSeq, a predicted model, not a curated record
UGUAAUGCUGCAGCCGGUGAAAUCGACGGCGAUGCUCUCCGCAGCCAUCUUCCGCCGCAAACCGCCGAGAUACCACCAAUGCUUCUGCUCCCUCGCGACCAUCGACUACCAGCCGCAGUGGUCCGGCCUUCACAACUGGCGGCGAAGCCCGCUCAACCGCGACCGCCAUUGGGGCCCGAACGGACCUAUUCUCCACGAUAAUGAAAUUGAACAUGCGUCAUCAUCUCCUGACUUCACCUCUUGCUCUUCUCUGGCGGAAAUGGCCGCCCUCGUUCUCUCCACCCCAGACCCCCUCGCAAAAGCUAAGCUUUCUCACGCUGCCUACUCCAAAUGGCGACGCGAGGGUUUGCCAAUUGGAGUCUCAGAUGCCCCUUCUAAGCCUGCUCGCCCUGCUAAACCCCAAUUGGUUUCCCCAAAAGACAUUCCCUCGCCAAAGAGUUCGGGUCUACCUCUCAAUGCCUACAUGCUUCAUAACCUCGCUCAUGUUGAGCUAAAUGCUAUUGAUCUUGCAUGGGAUACUGUUGUUAGGUUCUCACCAUACGUUGAGCUUCUUGGUGAAGGUUUCUUCGCCGACUUUGCUCAUGUAGCUGAUGACGAGAGCCGGCAUUUCACUUGGUGUUCACAAAGGCUCGCAGAGCUUGGAUUUAGCUAUGGCGACAUGCCAGCUCAUGGUGUUUUGUGGGCUGAAUGUGAGAAAUCAUCGGAUAAUGUUGCAGCUAGGCUUGCAUGCAUCCCAUUAGUUCAGGAAGCCCGAGGGCUAGAUGCUGGACCACGACUUGUCAAUAAACUGACCGGCUUCGGGGAUCAACGAACCUCGAGCAUUGUUGCAAGGAUAGUCGAUGAAGAAGUUGCUCACGUUGCAGUUGGUGUGUACUGGUUCGUCUCCAUUUGCCAGAAACUGGGCCGCACCCCUGGCUCUGCUUUUGCAGAUAUUCUGAAAGAGUAUAAUGUAGAGAUAAAAGGUCCAUUCAAUCAUUCAGCUCGAGAAGUAGCUGGUAUUCCUCGUGAAUGGUAUGAUCCUUCUCCUGCAGCCAACAACGAAAACAAGCUUUCUGAGGUAUAUGAAAGGCUUGCUUGCAUUAUCUCCAUGGAGCAAGAAAAUUCAAGUUUGGGAAAGCCACCCAAAUGAGACGCAAUCUAUCUUUUUUUUUUUUACUAUGUAAAUCUAUUAGUUAGGUUGAUUCCUUCCUUCCUUCCUUUAAAUCUUGGUGGAAUGAUAUAUAGGAAGCAUGAAAUUUUAUUAUAUUGAACAUAGUAUGAAAAUCUGUUCUGCAAGAACUUCAUUACUUUGAUCACUA